This is a messenger RNA of Raphanus sativus (radish), 2707 nucleotides long. RefSeq names its product SNF1-related protein kinase catalytic subunit alpha KIN11-like. The record is from RefSeq and is a predicted model, not a curated record. Gene Ontology annotation, biological process: protein phosphorylation; intracellular signal transduction. The transcript is spliced from 11 exons. The coding region runs from base 167 to 1693 and encodes 508 amino acids. Lineage: Eukaryota; Viridiplantae; Streptophyta; Magnoliopsida; Brassicales; Brassicaceae. Gene Ontology annotation, molecular function: protein binding; protein serine/threonine kinase activity; ATP binding. Gene Ontology annotation, cellular component: cytoplasm.
UUUCUCUCUUUAUUGUCAAUUUAAAAGCUCCACGUUUCUUCUUCUCGCUCGCUCGCUCCCUAUAUCGUCCAGAUUCUCUCUGUAGAGUUUAUCACUCCCCUCUUUUGUUUGAAUCGUUUCUACUUCGAUUCGAUUCUGCGAUCUACUCGGAAACAAGGAGGAAAAAAUGGAUCAAUCAUCAAAUAGAUUUGGGAGUGGUGGUGGUGGAGGAGGAGGAGUGGAAUCAAUUUUACCAAACUACAAGCUUGGUAAAACACUUGGCAUUGGAUCUUUCGGCAAGGUCAAAAUCGCUGAGCAUCUUCUCACUGGCCACAAGGUUGCUAUCAAAAUCCUCAAUCGCCGCAAGAUCAAGAACAUGCAAAUGGAAGACAAAGUGAGGAGGGAGAUUAAGAUUCUCAGGUUGUUUAUGCAUCCUCAUAUCAUUCGUCAGUAUGAAGUCAUAGAGACCCCUAGUGACAUUUACGUUGUGAUGGAGUAUGUCAAGUCCGGUGAGCUCUUUGAUUAUAUUGUUGAGAAAGGCAGAUUACAAGAGGACGAGGGUCGUAACUUUUUCCAGCAGAUAAUAUCUGGUGUGGAGUAUUGCCACCGCAAUAUGGUUGUCCACAGAGACUUGAAGCCUGAGAAUUUGCUUUUGGACUCGAGGUCCAAUAUUAAGAUUGUUGACUUCGGCCUCAGUAAUGUCAUGCGUGACGGUCACUUUCUUAAGACCAGCUGUGGUAGCCCCAACUACGCUGCUCCCGAGGUUAUAUCAGGAAAAUUAUACGCUGGACCUGAAGUAGAUGUAUGGAGUUGCGGAGUUAUAUUGUAUGCUCUUCUCUGUGGCACUCUUCCUUUUGAUGAUGAAAACAUUCCCAACCUUUUCAAGAAAAUUAAGGGUGGGAUUUACACACUUCCAAGCCAUUUAUCGGCUGAUGCUAGAGACCUGAUCCCAAGGAUGCUCGUAGUUGACCCGGUGAAACGAAUCACCAUUCCUGAGAUCCGUCAACACCGUUGGUUCCACACUCAUCUCCCUCGUUAUCUUGCUGUUUCUCCACCAGAUACAGCUGAGCAAGCCAAAAAGAUCAAUGAGGAAAUAGUUCAACAAGUGGUUACCAUGGGAUUUGACAGAAACCAGGUUAUGGAAUCUCUUCGCAACAGAGUACAAAACGAUGCUACUGUUACGUACUACCUGUUGUUGGACAACCGGUUCCGUGUUACAAGUGGCUAUCUUGAAUCUGAGUUUCAAGAGACAAUAGACAAUGGUUCCAAUCCUAUGCAAGCGGCUGCUGCUUCACCUGUCGGCCACUGGGUUCCUACACAUAUGGAUCAGUACGGAUUGGGAGCAAGAUCACAAGUCCAAGCUGAACGAAAAUGGGCUCUUGGACUUCAGUCCCAUGCGCAUCCUCGUGAUAUCAUGAAUGAAGUAUUGAAAGCCCUUCAAGAACUCAAUGUGUGUUGGAAGAAGAUUGGGCACUACAACAUGAAAUGCCGAUGGGUUCCUGGUUUUUCUGAUGGUCAGAAUACUAUGGAGAACGAUCAGAGCAUCAUUGAGGAUGACUGUGCCAUGACCUCACUGACCGUCAUCAAAUUUGAGCUUCAGCUAUACAAAGCACGCGAAGAGAAGUACUUGCUGGAUAUACAGAGAGUUAACGGUCCUCAGUUUCUCUUCUUGGAUCUAUGCGCCGCCUUUCUUACCGAGCUCCGUGUGAUCUGAAGCUUUUAACCAUUUGUUAAGACAUUAUUAUAAUUCAUGUUUCACGGUUUGUAAUAGUAGAGAAGACGAUAUAGUAUGUGGGGGUGCAGUGUCUUUUUAUUUUGCCGGGUUACUUUUAUAUAUUACCUGGAUUCCAAGUUAAACUCUCUUCUGUAAUAGUUACUAUCUUUCCCCCUUUUUGAUGGUUUCUAAAUGUUUGAUCAUGUGUACAUAAAGCUUGGCUGUUUUCAGGAUACACUUGAGUUUCUUUAAUCUUGGGGGUUACAAACUCAGUUUAUCUCUUUGAUCACCAUGUCUUGGUGUUAUUUUCUAAGAGAGGUUUAGUCUUAUUUUGCUAAAUCUGGUUGGUUUUAUUGUUAUAUUAAUAUACCCAUAUCUUCUUAGUCUUAACCAACAUCAUAUAAUCUCUCAACUCUGGCUUUUUCCAUACUCUCAAAUAGUGCAUGUUAGGAUGUUACAAUAAGACGAGCAUUAUACUCUGUCGAUGUCGUCUUAACUUGUGUUCUUUAGGACUUGCAUGUUGCUACUAGUAAAAUACAAAUCUAUCCCCCAACAUCUUAAGUUUAUAAAACAAAUCGCACGAUACAACUACUAUAUAAAUACCAAGGUACCAUACUAACUCUUGUCAUCAAUCAAAAAUAUUUUUUUAAAAAGAAACUCAAUAUUCGGAGAUGAAGUUAACAGCAAUAGGACUCGUUGUGAUGGUGACAAUAGUGAUGCAAUUGUCUCCGACAAUGGCGUGCGAUGAGAUAGAUUUGCUCCCGUGCUUGCUACCGAUAAUCAAUCCUCCACAGCCUCCGACUACAGGCUGUUGCCAAACAUUAAGAGAUCAGGCGCCUUGUAUGUGUUAUUUCCUCACAAAGUCCUGGCUUCAGUGGACUAUAAUAUCUCCAAAGGGUCACAAACUUUUCGCAGAUUGUAAUAUUCCCUUUCCUAGUUGUUGAAACUGAACCCUCUCAUUAAUAAAAUAUAUUUACAAAUAAAUUACUAUUUGUAUAACUAAAAGUUUGGAUC